This is a messenger RNA of Dendrobium catenatum, 2040 nucleotides long. RefSeq lists its product as uncharacterized. The coding region runs from base 213 to 1667 and encodes 484 amino acids. The record is from RefSeq and is a predicted model, not a curated record. NCBI's taxonomy places the organism in Eukaryota, Viridiplantae, Streptophyta, Magnoliopsida, Asparagales, Orchidaceae. The transcript is spliced from 5 exons.
GUACCACUGGUCUGCAGUUUAACUCUCCCUUUCGUUCACCCUCCGGACCUCAGCUAUCCCCAAAUCUGUCUCUCUCCCCGGCUUUCCUCCAAAGCGAAACCCUAACCCUAACACUGAACUUCAUCUACUUCAUUGUCUUCUUUUUGUUCUAUUCUUGCGACAAUGGGAGCAACAGAUGUGUUUGGAAAUGGUGACUGAAAGGAUCGUCGGAAAUGGGGAAAACCGAGUUGGAGCAGGCGCUCGACGAGGUUCCUGCCUCGCCGGAGCCGCCGUUGGAAAAUGCUGCUAGGAGAUGCCCUCCCUGCAGGUCGGUCGGGAGGAUUGUUAGCUUAAGAUGUGUGUCGGCGCUGCUCUUUGGGGUCGCCGUAUUGCUCUCGGGUGUAUUCUGGUUGCCGCCAUUCUUCCGGCGCGGAUUCGGCAGCGGGAUGACAGAUCUUGAUAAGCAGUACGGAGCUGAUGUAGUGGCGAGUUUCAAAUUACAGAAGCCCGUUGCUCUGCUAAAUGCAAAUGUUGCCAAGCUUCAAUAUGAUAUAUUUGCUGAGAUUGGUGUUCCAAAUACCACUGUAGCUGUUAUCAAUAUGGAGCCUUUAGGCAUAAACUCAACCAAUAUAGUGUUUGGCAUGUGGCCUUAUCCAAAGAAUUCAAAUAUAUCAACUGGGUUAAGCAUCCUUAAGUCUUCAUUUGUGUCCUUGGUUCUAAGACAGUCUGAUCUUCACUUAACAACAUCCUUGUUUGGAAGCUCAUAUUUUUUCCAGAUUUUGAAAUUUCCUGGAGGGAUUACUGUAGUGCCACCACAAAAUGCUUUUCUUCUGCAGAAAGAGCAUAUGAUUUUUAAUUUUUCAUUAAAUUUCCCGAUAUAUCAAGUGGAAGACAAAAUUGAUGAGUUGAAGGACCAGAUGAAGUUGGGUUUACAUCUCACAUCUUACGAGAUUCUUUUUGUGAGAUUGACAAAUAUAAAUGGUUCUACAGUGGCACCACCUAUAGUUAUUGAGACAUCCAUUGUGUUUGCAGUUGGCAAUAAUCUACCUUCAGUGCCAAGGUUGAAGCAAUUGGCUCAAAAUAUCAGGAAUUCUUCUGCAGGAAAUCUUGGCCUAAAUCACACUAUAUUUGGCAGAGUGAAGCAGAUUCGUCUAUCCUCGUUCCUUCAACAUUCUCUAAAUAGUGGUGCUGCUUCGCCCUUGCCACAUAGUCCAGCUCCCCAACCUAGUGUAGAUCGCCAUGACCAUCAUCAUUCUCAUAACCGUCACCAUGGACACCACUCUGAUGUGCAUGUCACACCUACACCUCCACCUGCACCUGCCCCCAAACCCCUAUACACUCAAGUUGCUCCACCUCCAUCUGGUUGUCGUUUUAGAUUUCCAAGGACCCCGAAAAGAGAACAUCAAAUUGUUCCUGUUAUGGCACCUGCAAGCCCACGUCCACACCAUUCAUCUGCUUCACCGUCCAUUGAAGUUGCACCUGCACCACCACCAUAUUUGCCUCCAAAAUCGCAAAAGUCAUCUGUCAUUUUUGCUAGUUCAAGACCUCCAAGCGAAGCUGCGAGGGACAUCAAACCUCAGAAUAUUGCGCCAUCGAUUCCACCUUUACCAUCUUCAUCGUUUGUGUCGUCCGGCCGCAGGAUAACUCAUUUGAUCUUUGCGUCAGUCCUGUAUCUAUUAUGGCUAUAGCAGCGGAGGAAAACUUCUGCUUUCCAAAGCCAAAAUCCUCACCGAGCUCAGCAGCUGGCAAAGCUGAUGUACAAGAGAGUUCAAAAGAAGCCACACAAGUAAGUGGCUCUUUCCUUUCCUUUUUCCUCUAAGCCUCUUAAGUUUUAAUGGAAUGCUGUAUAUAUAAGGACUAAGUCCUACUCGCCAAAAAUAUAUUCCAAGGUCAAAGCCACAGAGGUGGCAGGCCCUUGUUAAUCUUGUAGCCUUCUCUUUUUUCAAUGUACUAAUGUGGUAACUCUAUCUAUCUAGAUAAGAGAGAUUAAGAGAACAAAGAAGUAUGAUUUCCACAAUAAAAUUAAGAAGGAAAUGUGAUCAAAGUUAUUUCUUAUAGAAA